GAAUACACCAAGUCGGCUCGGAUUUACCAGCAACGAGUGCCGGCUCUGGCCCUGGCUGCAGCCAUGCCUCUUUUGGAAGAGACCACCGUGCCCCAAGAGCAUCCACCCACCCUGCCUGUGGUCAUCAUAGGCAAUGGGCCAUCAGGUAUUUGUCUAUCCUACUUGCUGAGUGGAUACAAGCCCUACUUAGACACGGGAACUGUCCACCCAAACCCGAUACUGUACCGGAAACUGCAGGAGACCAAGCACCUACCCAUCACUGAACAGGAUCUGGAAUAUUUGAGCGAGGGUCUGGAGGGGCGGUCCAGGAACCCUGUAGCAGUGCUGUUCGACACACUACUGCAUCCCAAUGCUGAUUUUGGCUACGAGUUCCCCCCUGUCCUACAGUGGAGGAGGGACAAGCAGCAGCACAUCCCACAUCUUGUGCUGGGUAGAGCAACACCUGGAGGUGCCUGGCAUGCAAUGCAAGGCUCCAUGCUCACUAUUAGCCUUGGCAUCUGGAUGGAGCUUCCUGGGGUUAACUACAGGGACAUGACCAAAGGCAAACGCAGGGAUGUAACCAGUGACAGAGCCACCCCAGAGGAGAUUUCAUCCUAUUAUCGUAACUAUGUGAAGCUUAUGGGUCUCCAAAAGAACUUUGCUGACAACACCUAUGUGACCUCCAUUCAGAAACUCUACCGGGGGCAUGAGGGUGAGGGAUUGGAGAAUGGGCACAACGAUCAAGGAGAUGGAGGGGUGGGAGAGGAGGGAAAUGUCGUUAAAUGUGAAGACAGUGGAGGAGGGGGGGCUCUCUGGGAGGUAAGGGGAUAUCAACAGGUGCAGAACGACACCCAUGUCCCCUUCUCUUUGUUUGCAGAGAAUGUAGUUCUGGCCACCGGUGCGUCUGAUGCACCGGCUCGACUAGGUGUAGAGGGGGAGGAUCUACCAUUUGUUUUCCAUAGCAUCUCAGACCUGGGAUUGGCUGUGAGCCGGCAAAAACUGGAUCCGAACUCUGAUCCAGUUUUAAUCGUAGGUGCCGGUUUAAGUGCUGCAGAUGCAGUUCUGUGUGCUUGCAACAGCAACAUUUCCGUGCUGCAUGUGUUUCGCAAAAACCUAGAUGACCCUGACCUCAUCUUCAAACAGCUGCCCAAGACCCUGUACCCUGAAUACCACAAAGUCUAUAACAUGAUGUGCUCUCAUACCCACACAAACGUGGCUCCCUGCUCAGCUUCUAACAGACCCCAGGCAGUCAGUAUUGCUUCCUCAGUCUGUGCCAAGAUGUGCUCAAAGCCUCAACAUGCCACAGCUAACAUGGCCUCUAAUGGUGGUCCCACGCUGUUCCCUGACUACACCAGUUUCCCUGAACACUGUGUAGUGUCGUUCCAGUCUGACAUGAAGUGUCUUCUGCAGGGGAACAACUCCCUCAAGGCAUUCAAGAUCUCCAUGGCCCUGGUACUGAUCGGGACCAACCCUAAUUUAUUUUUUCUGAAGGAUCAGGGCCAGUACCUGGGUCUAGAUCCAGAAAAGCCCAUCUCCUGCAAGCAGAAUCCCAUUGACAUCCACCCCUACACAUUUGAGUGCACCAAGGAACCAGGUUUGUUUGCCAUGGGCCCAUUGGUGGGAGACAACUUUGUUCGCUUUUUGAAGGGUGGCGCUUUAGGCAUUGCCUCCUGUCUGCUGAAGAGACUCAAGAAGAAAGGGAAGCUCAUCACUAACGGAGGCAAUAACUUCAUUUGAAAAAAGAUGAAGUGAUGAAGAGGAAAAAAAGGAGUUCAUGUCAGCUGCCGUAUUAUGUUGGCUGGAGAACAUGCAUUUCAAGAGCUUUUACCAAUAGAUAUAGAAGGUAAAUGAGUAAAAAGUUUUUAAUCUUUUCA
Molecule: messenger RNA, 1853 nt
Organism: Myripristis murdjan (pinecone soldierfish)
Lineage: Eukaryota; Metazoa; Chordata; Actinopteri; Holocentriformes; Holocentridae
Gene: osgin2
Product: oxidative stress induced growth inhibitor family member 2
Exons: 6
Coding region: 64-1716 (550 amino acids)
Biological process (GO): negative regulation of cell growth
Molecular function (GO): growth factor activity
Source: RefSeq, a predicted model, not a curated record